AUGCCAAUGUUGGCCCGUUACUCGAGCUGGGCGAGAUUACUCUCUCGUAUCGGACAUCUUGAGAGGAGCCUCUCAUAUCAGCUUCAUCUCUCAGUAGCAACGUUCGAAAUCCAAUGGUCGAGCCAGCUGCUUUCUUUUGUCCCCGCUCAAGAGUCCUCUGCAUGCCAGAGACUCAUCUCUGGCGGCAACUUGUCUAAAGGUUCCCAGGCCUAUGUCAAGGACACGUCCUUCAGGUCCCCAGGAGAAAACAGGGUUAACCUCGGAUUCCUGCGACUAGGGGGGAAUAAUUGGACGUUGGAAAUUUCCGCCAUGGUACUCAGCAUCGCCUCCCUCGCUGCCAUUGUCGUUCUCCUGCCCUUGUUUGAGAACAAGCCUGUGACGCAGUGGUCAUUUCCUCUAUCGUUCAACGCCAUGGUCUCCAUCCUGGGAGCAACAUCUCGAGUAUCACUUGGGUUCACAAUCAGCGCUUGCAUCAAACAGGGGAAAUUGAAUUGGUAUCGGAAGAGGAAUGACGACGUGAUGGUUUUGACCGCUUCGAAGAGACCAGCCGCGGUCCUUGGGCAAGCAAAUUGGACUGCACUUGGAGCUAUUUCAGCCGUUUUGCUGGUGUGGUUUGAACCCUUCCUCCAAGCUGUCAUCGCGUUCUCGGGAGAAGCAAUGGACGUCAGGGCCUCUUCGGCAGUGGCCGGAAUAGGCAGAAUCAAAAGACUAGACGUUGGGAUCCAUAAUUACGGAUAUUCUAUCGGAAGUUCUGCGCAUCCUGAUUUUCCUCAAAUCGCUGUCCAGGGCAUGCGGUCCCAGUACGACUUCGGGGCUCUCGCAGCCGUCUGGGAAGGCUUUUCGAACCUGAGCACCGUCCAAACCUUGGCAGCAGGAUCUAGUUGCCCAACGGGGAAUUGCACAUGGGAUUCAUAUGCAUCACUGGCGGUUUGUAGUGCCUGCCACGAUGUGUCGUGCCACAUCACUCAGUCCAGCGGAAAGGCGGGCCUGACUGACAGCGCCAUCACACUUUUCCUACAUCCAGCCAUGACUAUCUUCGUCGACAAAAAGACAUAUCCGUACACUAGGUAUAAGAUCGCUGGCAUAGACGUCAGCAUAUCCAACUACCAUGGGAUUGCCCGAUCCUCCAUCUACGGCGACAAGAUACGGGACGACGAGUACCAGACUGCCUCGAGCUUUAUGAUUGGAGCGGAGUUGACAGCUAGGGCAACGUGCAAUCCAGGCCAAACCCUUUCCUUUACGGACUCAAAGACGCUUUUCAUCUCCAACGCAGUCUUGCAAGCAAGCGUGAAGUACCGGGAAAGACUUCAACCCUGGGAACAGAGCAAAAUAACCGCCGAAGAAUGUGCCUUGUUCUUCUCCUACGAUCAGCAUACCAACUAUUCUCUCUACUCCGGGCCACGGGAUAUGGUGAGGACGGAUUUACAACUGGUCAUUCCCAGAGAAAGGUACGCGGUCACCACUGGGUUCCACGAGGACGAUGACCAACCCUUCAACAUAUCCUUUGAUACAGUUGGCUCUGUCGGAAGAUGGCUUCUAGAAGAGUUUUCCCAGUAUCGCCCCCCAAGACAAAACGAGAUGCUUGCGUAUCCAACUUAUGGGGGAGAGCCGCCCGUGCUACAAGGCCUGGCCACUUCGGCCAACAUUGCAAAAACAUUCGAAAACGUUGCUGCCAGCCUGACCAAGUGGAUGCGCAACCGCUCGUUACAAACGGAGCCUUUUGUUGGGACGACCAAACAAUGGGUGGUUCAGGUCAAAAUCAACUGGGCUCUCUUAUCAAUGCUCUUAGGAGCGCUUCUGGGGGGUUGCGUUUCUGUCUGGUGUCGAUUUCGGAGACUCGUGGGCUGGUGCGCCCGGCAUGGAAAGGAACCUCGCUGGCAACUCUCGCCCAUGGCCUCGACUACGAUUCCAGGGCGCUCCUGCGGGAAGUUGCAAGUGACGGCGAGUCUCGGAUCGCCGAAGAAUCAAUGCAAUUUUGAUAUCAGAUUUGUAGACUCGGACGGCGGUCUGGAGCUGGUUCAUAUAAAAGAAAACAGGGCGGCACUUGGGAGAACAGGCUAA
Molecule: messenger RNA, 2061 nt
Organism: Colletotrichum destructivum
Lineage: Eukaryota; Fungi; Ascomycota; Sordariomycetes; Glomerellales; Glomerellaceae
Exons: 3
Coding region: 1-2061 (686 amino acids)
Source: RefSeq, a predicted model, not a curated record